This is a messenger RNA of Fopius arisanus, 4277 nucleotides long. RefSeq names its product Excitatory amino acid transporter 2 (gene Eaat2). Gene Ontology annotation, cellular component: plasma membrane. Gene Ontology annotation, molecular function: neutral L-amino acid transmembrane transporter activity; L-glutamate transmembrane transporter activity; glutamate:sodium symporter activity. The coding region runs from base 802 to 2412 and encodes 536 amino acids. Gene Ontology annotation, biological process: L-glutamate transmembrane transport. The record is from RefSeq and is a predicted model, not a curated record. The transcript has 10 exons. NCBI's taxonomy places the organism in Eukaryota, Metazoa, Arthropoda, Insecta, Hymenoptera, Braconidae.
UCGUAAAGCUCACAUCAUUUAAUUUUUACUGUCAAAUUAAAGCGAACAUAAGGCCCAGGAAAUAGGCGGAAAUACCUCUGGCAGGGAUAUGAAUUGACUCAUCUGAGGCCAGAUCAAUCAACCCGAGAGUACUUGUCGCGUAAUCCCAAAGUUUAUUUCACUAGCAAUUAUUUUGGUAAAAUAAUUGAGUCUUCAUAAGGAGCUCGAGGUAACUGACCGUGCGCAACGGUUCUUCUAAGGUCGUUGCUGCCUCCAGGAUUUCAUCUUCCAUUGGACCCAUCCAAUUAUUGAAUUCACCAAUUAACAAAUCAUUCAUCCACUGUCAUUACUAAUAACGAGCUUAACGAGUGACUGUGACAAAAAAAAAAGUGAAGACGACUCAACAUAGUUUGUCCUAGUAUCCAAGCAAUAGGAUCUCUCUCUCCUCAAGUGGAUCUCUCUCUUCAUCGCACGGAGGGACCUUGAAUAAGAAUAACCCCGAGAUACCCUAAUUACAUACUGAAGCAGUGAUAAUUGGAAGUUAAAUCGGUGGCGCAGAUUUCCAGAGCUGUAGAAUCGUGCGAAUUCGCGGACCCAAUAUUCAUUAAUUGAUUAUUUCACGAGAGUUGGAGAACUCCAACGAUUGGGUCAAUUAAUACAUCCCGUGCCCUUCGGCAUCUCCAAAAACGUUUAGUGGGUAGUGAUUGGUCGUUUCGUACUUUUUUUCCGAAACAUCCCCAAAACGGCAACCCGUCGUCGUUGUUUACGUGCUGCGAGAGGUCGCAAGAGAAUAGAGAAAAAAAAUUUAACGUCAACGGUGACAUGGAAGAAAAGUCAUCGGCAAGAUUUUCUGAGUAUCUAUUUGCUAAAAUGGGAGGACACGAUGUUUCAGCCUCACAGGGUCCUAGGAAGGUGACGGCGGAUACUAGGAAAUGGAUGCGUGAAAAUAUGCUGCUUCUUGUUACAUUAAGCGGAGUUCUACUCGGCGUUUUAUUGGGGUUUGGUUUGCGACCACUGGGACUCGGUGGCGAUGCUGUUAUGCUGAUAAGCUACCCUGGGGAGUUGUUCAUGAGACUGCUGAAAUUGAUGAUUCUACCGCUUGUCAUUGCCAGUUUAAUUUCCGGAUCGGCAAGUCUCAAUGCAAAGAUGAAUGGAAAAAUAGCUGUUAGAACUCUGGUUUAUUUUAUUCUGACCUCACUCUUCAACGCUAUCUUGGGGGUUGCCCUCGCCCUGUUGAUUCACCCUGGCAAUUCUGGAAUAAGGGAAGCCACUGCGUCAUCCACACACACCCGUGCAGUUAACAUUCUUGACAGCCUCUUAGACCUUGGAAGGAAUAUGUUUCCUGACAAUUUAUUCCAGGCAGCCUUCCAGCAGGCGCAUACAGUAUAUGUACCUAAACAGCCUCCCCUUCAGAACGACAGUGACAAGCUCAUAGAUCCCAAGGAUCUGCCUGAAGAGGAAUUGAUUAGAGUUAUCCAGUACAGAAGUGGCACCAAUACCUUGGGAAUCGUUUUUUUCUGUCUUGUUUUUGGUACCUUCUUGGGUACACUUGGCGAGAAAAAGGGACAGAUUGUUAUCGAGUUUUUUAAGGCUGUUUUUGAAGUGAUCAUGAGGAUGGUUUCUACUGUGAUGUGGAUGACGCCAAUCGGAAUAACAUCGGUGAUAGCUGGUAAAAUACUCGGGGUAAAUGAUCUGGCACUAGUCAUGUCCCAGCUGGCUUGGUUCAUUGUCACAGUGGUUGUCGGUGUAUUCUUUUAUCAGCUCGUCGUAAUGCAACUUAUUUACCUCGCGAUCGUCAGGAAGAAUCCAUUUAAAUUCUACGCUGGUCUGGCACAGGGAACUCUCACCGCCUUCGCCAUGGCAUCAACGGCGGCGGCACUUCCUGUUACUUUUCGACUGAUGACGGAGAAGCUAAGUGUCGACCCGAGGGUCACCAGAUUUGUACUACCCAUUGGAUGCAACAUUAAUAUGGAUGGGACAGCACUUUUUGUGUCGACUGCCAGUAUUUUUAUCGCACAGAUGAAUGGAAUAUUCCUCGGUUUCGGCGAAAUCGUCACUGUCAUAUUGACUUCGACUGCAGCUAGUGUAUCAUCAGCGUCCGUUCCCAGUGCAGCUCUGGUACUUCUUCUUGUCGUGUUAAGUGCAAUCGACGCUCCGGUCCAAGAUGUUUCUCUUUUAUUCGCCAUUGACUGGUUUGUGGAUCGUGUGAGAACCACCAAUAACAUGUUGGGGGACUGCUAUGCCGCGGCUGUUGUUGAACAUCUAUCGAAGAAAGAACUCAUGGCUCUCGAUGCUGCGGCCUAUCAGUCGGAGACUGUUGUAUUGCCAACAACAAUAGUCAAUGGCUGCAUAUCCGCGAAUCGAGUACCCGAUCCUGAUACUGUUGUCGUGGAAAUGCAGGACGAGACUCGAAUAUCCGGCAUCGCCAAGUAAAAAAACUUGUCGUUUGGCAACCUGUCAACCCUUGCCAAGCAACGUUUCUGAGGAGACUGUCUGACCAACGGUCGGAUCACGUUUUAAAAACGUGAUUAGCAAUCAUCAUCUUGUAAUAUCCAAGCGAUCUCACACAUCUAAUGAUAUAUACUGGGUAAUGUGAAAAGUAUAACAAAUACCAUAGAUCAUUACUUUAAGGAUCCACAAUUUGUGCUCCGCGCCAUUACAACUUGACAAAUAAUUAUACAUUCGAAUGGGAUUUACCUGCGCCCCGUCGAAUUCUAGUCAGUUUCUAGGGUACAAUUAUUUUUUGCCAUUUUUCAUGGACUUUUCUUUUUCGAGAAAUGAUAAAAGCAUAUCGGUGCAUAGUCAAUAAUUAUUUAGGAAUGUGGGAGAGUGAUGAGUGUAAUUGAAUUGUUUUUUUUUUUCGGUGCAAAUGAACGUGUGAAUUUCAUCGGAUGUCUAUUGUUUUUGUUAUAUUAUCAUAUAUUUUGUUGCUGUUAUUAUUUAUCUCUUGCAGUUGGGUUGUUGCAUGCUAUUUUUUGGUGAAUUGGGUGAUAAAUAUUGACUAGGUAUUUUGGUACAGUAGAAUCACGUUAUAGUCGCACAUUUUCUCAAUUUCUGUUUUCGCGUAUCUUUCCGUUUCAUCAGUUUCAUACCUCCGGACUUUCGUCUGCCGAGGAAGUGAAUUUCGCGGAAAACAAAGCUGAAAAAUAAAUUUCUCGUGUAUUCGAAUUUGCUAUGAAAAAAUUCAGUUUACGGUGGUAACGAGCGCAUGGUGGGGGUAGAUGCAUAUAAUCGAAUUCCUCGCGACUAUAACGGGAGUCUACUGUAUUCCGUUCAAAUCACGGAAAAUCAAAAAAUUGAGAAAUUCCAAUAUUUUUUCUCUCUCUUUUCAAAUCUAGGAUUCUUAAAAAAAACCUUGCAAAACUCGAAUUAUAAGUGUUCAGUUCGUUUCGAUGAUUGGAAGUUAGUAAUUUUUUCAAUCGAUUCGACGAUUAUCAUCGGACAUAUAUUAUGGUGCCUUAUUUCGGUGCGCCAGUUUCUACAAAAGUUCGGCGCGAUGAAAGUACGCGUUAUUCUUCAGAAUAUCAUUUCCCCAUGUUGAUAUGGUGCUCGUAGCAUUUAAGUGAGUGAGAAAACAAAGAGAUCAAAAAUCAGCUGAUGAUUUUGUUUCAAUUAAAUAUUUAGAAUGAGUAGGUCGGUAAUUAAUUAUCAAAGUCUCAUUUUCAAUAUGUAAUUCACUAGGGUACACGUUGAAUUGUUUUUUUUUUGUUGAAUUAACGGUGAGAAAAAUGGGACUGUGAGUGUUCCGAGGGCACAAGUAUAAUGAGAAUGAGUCGUAAAAUAUCACGCUGAUGGUAAUUUAAAUAUCUGAGAAUCGUAAGACUGCCUGUGAAAGAGGUAAAGAGUGAAAUUCUAAUUAAUUCGGUCAUCGCAGGGAAUCAAUAUUUAAGAUAUUGCGGUGGAUGGAAAAUUUUCUCAAUGUGGUUGUCAAUGUGUAGGUAACAUCGAUAUGUGUUAACCAUAAGUCGUUCGAAGAUAAAAUAGAUAGUGUAGUGUGUAUGGUUUUUACCACUAAAUGAAACAACAACAAAAUGAUAAAGUUAUAGACAACACCUUUAUAUAAGGAAUGAAAGUAUUAUACUACUCGUUCACGUGUCAAAGUUAUUAAUUUCAUUUUAUUUCGGCAAGUUGAUUCAUUGUUAACUUACCUGUCGAUUCCAUCUUAAAGUCUGUAUGUAGAGUUAUUACCUCUGGACAAAAAAUAACUUACAAAACUUUAGUGGGAACUGAUCAAUGUGUUUAUGUACUAAAGACUCAACAAGUUGUAUAAAUAAUAAAUGCAGGUUUAUACACAAUAA